This is a messenger RNA of Microthlaspi erraticum, 366 nucleotides long. The record is from the annotation of a GenBank genome assembly. NCBI's taxonomy places the organism in Eukaryota, Viridiplantae, Streptophyta, Magnoliopsida, Brassicales, Brassicaceae.
AUGAAGGAUAAUUCUACAUCUCCGGUGAGAAGAAACGACGGAUUCCAGCGCUACUUGAAACCAGGCGCGCUUGCUCAGAUCCGAAACUCGAGAAUCAACACCGGUAGAUCUUCUUCUCGGUCCCUCUCGCACCCACUCGAUCCUCCGCCCUCCACUUCCCAGAACUCUGCUGAUGAAGCGCGAAAUCUGACGGUAGACCAGGUACCACAUCUUCUGAGAAAGAUCUACGGUCCUUAUAGCUUCCAGAGGAAGAAGUUAGCCGCUGCUAGAUCUCUCCCGUCGAUGAUGAUGGUGAAUUUGAACGCUCCAGUAAAUUCAGUUAUCGAAUCAACUGGUGGAAACAGCACUGAUGUUAUUGCUCACUGA